This is a messenger RNA of Verticillium alfalfae VaMs.102, 660 nucleotides long. Its product is annotated as mitochondrial integral membrane protein. Lineage: Eukaryota; Fungi; Ascomycota; Sordariomycetes; Glomerellales; Plectosphaerellaceae. The transcript has a single exon. The record is from RefSeq and is a predicted model, not a curated record. The coding region runs from base 1 to 660 and encodes 219 amino acids.
AUGGUUUCCCUGUUUGGGUCGAGCAACAAGCACGACAGUGAGAAUGAGCCGAAUGGCGAAUCGGCAUCCGCAACAGAGCCUCGCCGAUCAGCCGAGGACCUGCGGCCCGCGCCCAACGAACACACGCGACUGCUGCCAAACCGACUUGACAGCGACCGGCCUUUCUUGACGGCCGAUGACCCUGCCGUGAGUCCUUACAACUUGUGGGCCGUGCGGGCGACGCGCUACGCGACAGUGCUGUUCGCCAUCAUCUCGUUCAUCUGGUGGGCUCUGCUGCUCGUUGCCACCUUUGUGACGCCACCGGGAAUGCACACCAGAGGCUCUGGAUUUUACUCGUUUAGCUAUGCAAGCCUGUCGCUCUUUACGAUUCUUUUUGUCUUGGUCUUCUUCGGCGCGCCCUCGAGAGCUGUGAGAAUGCUCAGCGUGUUCAUGGCCUUCAUGCUGUUUGUCGACAUGAUCAUUACGCUGGCAGUGCAACGGAAUCGGCAUGAAGAGGGCUGGGUUGGUAUUACGAGUGUCAUCUGUAAGUUGCAGGCCCGAAAGUGCACGGCUGAGAAAAGUCGGCCAGCUGCAGACCGUCAUACUAACAUCCAUAGGGGCUCUAUUCGUAAGCCUAUGGGCUCUGAUUGCGGACCGAACUGUCAAAUGGGGCAAAGCUGA